This is a messenger RNA of Gavialis gangeticus (Gharial), 1784 nucleotides long. It is a transcript of the gene TREH, whose product is annotated as trehalase. Gene Ontology annotation, biological process: trehalose catabolic process. Gene Ontology annotation, molecular function: alpha,alpha-trehalase activity. The record is from RefSeq and is a predicted model, not a curated record. NCBI's taxonomy places the organism in Eukaryota, Metazoa, Chordata, Crocodylia, Gavialidae.
UUAUUUCAGACUUUGCUUCCUGGACUUUGUUCUGCUAGAUUGUUAAAGCAUUUCCCUGUGAACGCCGUACCUCGGGAACCAGUUACCAUCCAGCACCCCUCCUGAGCAGUGGGGCUGGUGCUGCCAGGAUGCUGGGGACAGUCUGGCGCUUCCUUGUUGGCAUCUCCAUUUCUGUACUAGGAUGGCAGAGGCUGGCCUGCGGCCUCCCACCUCCCUGUGACAGCAAGAUUUACUGCACUGGAGACCUCCUGAAGCAGGUUCAGCUGGCCAGGCUCUUCCCGGAUGCAAAGCACUUUAUUGACAUGCCCCUGCGGAAGCCAGCAGAUGUGGUGCUGGCAGAAUUUCAGCAGCUGAUGGCCAAAGCACAGAAGGGCAUAGUGUCCAGGACAGAGCUGCAGCAGUUUGUGACUUUGUCCUUUGAUGAUCCAAGGAAGGAGUUUGAGCAAUGGGAGCCUCAAGACUGGAAAAGCAGGCCCCGCAUACUACACAAGAUUUCUGACCAGAAGCUCCGGGCAUGGGCGUCGGAGCUGAACACCAAGUGGAAAUCCCUCGGGAGAAAGAUCAAGGUUGCUGCAGAAGCCCAGCCAGAGCUUUACUCCCUGAUCUAUGUGCCAAAGCCCCUGAUGGUGCCUGGUAGCCGGUUCAGAGAGGAUUACUACUGGGAUUCGUACUGGGUCAUCGAGGGGCUGCUGCUAUGUGACAUGCCUGCCACGGCCAAAGGGAUGAUUCAGAACUUCCUCUACCUGGUGGACGGGUACCGGCACAUCCCCAACGGAGGGCGGGUCUAUUACCUGCGCCGGAGCCAGCCCCCCUUCCUCGCACUGAUGAUGGACGCCUACCUUGCUCGCACCAAUGACACGGCCUUUCUCAGGGAGAACAUCCACCUGCUGGAAGUGGAAUACGAGUUCUGGCAGCACAAUCGCAGUGUGAACAUCACUGUGGCGGGCACAGAUCACACUCUUAACCGCUACCAUGUCCAGGUUGGGGAGCCCAGACCAGAGUCCUACAGCCAAGACUGGGAGCUGGCAGCUGGCUUGAGUGACGCUGCCAGGCAGGAGCUCUGGGCAGAGCUGAAGUCUGCAGCAGAAUCAGGCUGGGACUUCUCUUCACGCUGGUUCCAACCCUCCACGCACACUGGCACACUGAGGGACACAAAAGCCAGCGCUGUGGUGCCGGUGGACCUGAACGCCGUGCUGUGCAAGACGGAGCGGCUGCUGGCAGAGUUCCACAGGCGGCUGGGCAACAGCUCCAAGGCUGCCCACUUCCCUGCACUGGAGCGCCGGCUUCGGGCUGUGCAAGCUGUCCUGUGGGAUGAGGUGGCUGGAAUAUGGCUGGACAUCAACCUCCUGACAAAGCAGCGGAACCCAGCCUUCUACCCCUCCAACCUGGUGCCCCUGUGGGCCGAGUGCUUUGCGGAUGAGGCUGCGGCGGCGAAAGUGUUGCGCUAUCUGCAGGGGAACACAGCCCUGUCCUAUGACAGCGGGCUCCCGACAGCUCUUGCCAGGACGGGGCAGCAGUGGGGCAUGCCCAAGGCCUGGCCCCCGCUGCAGCACAUGGUGAUUGUUGGUCUGGUGAAGCCCAACUCCUGGAGCGCACGAGAAACGGCCUUUGCCCUGGCCCAGAACUGGACCCGGACCACCUUCAGCCUCUACCACAAGUACCAGGCCAUGUUCGAGAAGUACAGCCUGGACGGCGAGGGCAGGCCGGGCACCGGGGGCGAGUACCAGGUGCAGGAGGGCUUCGGCUGGACCAACGGCGUCGCGCUGCAGCUGCUCGACCUGUUC